This is a messenger RNA of Knipowitschia caucasica, 2793 nucleotides long. NCBI's taxonomy places the organism in Eukaryota, Metazoa, Chordata, Actinopteri, Gobiiformes, Gobiidae. The record is from the annotation of a GenBank genome assembly.
AUGGCGGAGAGUGUGCGGUCGCCUUUUGACUACCGGGAGCCCCCGACCCUCGAUAGCGACGGAGAUGGCAGCAAGCCGCCGCCGCGGGGACGGGUGUGUGGGAGGAAGAGGAAGGGGACCCCCGUGAAGGUGUGUGAGCGGGCCUACGUCACAGAAGAUGAGGAGGAGAGCAUGUCUGAACACAGCUACAGCCUUGGUGAGGGCCAGUACACAGAGGGUGCACAAGACCGCCUGGCUCCUCCUGGAAGUCCUUACUACCUUCCGGAUCCUACCCAACUUUGUGUGCCAGAGCUUGGGGAGGAUGGAGGUGCUGGAGUGGGUGGCCCUGUGCUCUUUCACCCGCCUCCAAACUGUCGCAUUCGAGAAGUUUACUGUGGCUCCCAGGUACGGCUGGUUGUCAUAGCGAUACGUGAUAUCGCCAAAGGGGAGGAAAUCACAGUUGACUACAGUCUCGGCGACUGGGGCGACAAUCCAAUGGAGGACGAGGCUGCCACACACCCUCUCUCCCUCUCUGUGUCGGAUUACCUCACUCCUUCCUGGUCCCUGUCCCCUUCCUCUUCCCCGGUGACCCACUCUGAGGCCAGUGACUCGGACCGGGAGGAGGAUGAGGAGGAGGAAGAUGAUGACGAUGAAGAUGACAAUGAAGAGCUGGAUAUGGAAGACAUGCGAGGCAGAAUGCUUCGGCGACGCAAAAAACGCAAGAUCCUUUUAUCGGUCAAUUCCAAAAAGAAAAGCUCCCCGACCACUUCACACAGAGGACCGGGUCGACCCUGCUCUUCCUUCUCUCGUCCCGUCGCUUCCUCGGUCGGGUCCCAAGUUCAGUCGCCUUUAAGCACCAUAGCCACUCCAACCACUAACAUCAACAACAAUAUAAACAUAAACAUCAGCAGUUCAAGCAGCACAGUGUUGAACCAUCGGCAACACUGUCCUUACUGCGGGCGCCAUUUCCGCUCUCUGGCCCGCCACCUGGAAAAGUACCACAACAACCAGCCCGAAGUCAGGACUGCAAUGGAGAUGGCUCACCUCCACAAUCAUUCAAACGGCGGAAUCGUGCAAAAUCACUCCGCCCAAAACCCUUCCUUCGCUAUCCCUCAGAACUCCAACACCCCCCCUCUGUUCUCCAGGGAAAAAGAGCCGCCAGCCGGACGCUCCAGCCAAGUCUCGUUCUCGCUCUCGGCGCCAUCGUCCGCCCAGCCAUCCAGCAAAAAAGGCUUAACUGCAGGAAGCCCAAAACGAGCGGUAGCGGCGCCGGUUGUUCAGGCAGUCAAGAGUCCAUCUCCGCCGGUAGCUAAACGCAAGAGAGGACGGAGGAAGAAGCAUGCCCCUCCGCCGCCAAAACCUGAAGUGGAAAGUUUGGGAAAUCCAGACGAGCUGAUCCCUCCCCCGACGCCGGAGCCAAAUGUUGAUCCGGAGGAAGACCUAGACUUCAGCGCUGGAGAAGAAAACUCGCCGGCUCAAAAGAACGGAGAGACGCAGAGCGCUGUCAAACCGCACUCUUCUGCGCUGCUGUCGUCGCUCUCCUGCCUGGUGCGGUACUUGAGUCACCAGCAGCACUCGUCGUUCCAGUCGCUCUCGCGCUCUCCUCACUCUGCCGAAGCCUGGCGCCUGCUCUGCCACUCCAGCCUGUCCCUGCUCAUCCUCUACAACCGCCACCGCGAGUGCGAAGUCGCCAAGCUUACCAUCCAGGACUAUCGCAGCCGAUCUCUGCCCAGCUCCAGCUCCGCCUCUGGUAUGGAAGCUCUACUCUCCCCCUUCGAGCAUCACGUCUUGAGUCACUUGCCGCGCGCUGGUGUUUUGGGCAAAAGGGGGCGCGUGCAGCCGCUCAUCCUCCCACCGCAUACCGAGUCCUGCCUCGACCUGCUCCUCCAAACCAGCCCGAACGUGGGUGUGGACCCGCAGAGCCCUUAUGUUUUCUCGCGUCCCUACCAUUCCCCCGCCACGCCGCUGCGAGGGACAGAUCUCCUGAGGAACAUGGCUCGUGCCAGCGGUGCAAAGAACCCUGGGCCUCUGACCGCCACACGAGCGCGCCGGCAAGUAGCCAUCCUCACUCAGCUGCUGUUACUGGACGAGGGAGACGGGUCGUCCACAGCCAUUAAACGCCUGGAGGAGUUUUUGGAUCUGCAGUACCAUGUGACGCAGAACUGCUCUGGUAUUAUCCAGGACCAUUUACUGAUGGGGCGUGUGGGUCGAGUUGUGCUUUAUGGAGAGAAGCAAGGCGUGCUGUUCCGAGGAAUGAGUCUGCAGCAGAUCUGCUUGGAAUUGGACGUGAUGUCUGGCAACUCGGCAGAAUCCUUUUCAGAAGAAUCUGAGGCUGAGCAGGUGAAGGAGCAGGUGAAGGAGCUGCUGAAGGAGGAAGUGAAGGUAGCGGUCCCGGUGAAAAAAAAAGGCAGAGGACGACCUCCAGGAAAAAAGAAGCAAACAGCGACUCGUCCUGCGGGUCCAGCUCAACCCAAGGACCCGAAGAAGAAGGCGACGCCACAGAAGACGGGAAAGCGUGGCGUUCUGAAGCGGCCGUGGUCGGAGGCAGAGCGUUUGGCCGUAGAGACUCAUUUGAAGCAGAACCUCCUUGAACAUCGAGUUCCAGCUAAAGCAGACUGUGUGCGCUGCCUGCAGCUGUGCCCGAUGUUAGUGGGCAACCACAGAGACUGGCGUUCCAUCAAGUUUUAUGUUCACAACCGAAUCCAGCUUCUCAAAAAGCAGGACCGGAGGAUGAGUGCCGCCGCGGCCGCACUCAGUCAAAUAACUUGUUUGGGCUUUGUCUUCUGGAUUCUUCAGAGCCUUUCGCAGCAGUAA